ACAGCCAUUUUCAUCUUCGAAUUCAGCUGUGGGGUAUCGUGUAAGAAAUGGUCUGCUGUAAAGUUGUCGUUGCGCCAAGUGUUUCUUUAGUGUUCGAUGGUGAUUACUGCAUUGUCAGCGGUUGUGACUGUGGCAUGAUUAUCGCUGAGCGCGGCAUUCGCACGGAUCCUCGAGUUCAGGGGGAAACCGCCCGUGGUAAGCCUUACCUCUGUUCCAUCGGCAAGCCCGUGAAGUUCGAACCAUGGUCCAAGCGGCGGUCCACGUGUAGGAACCAUGUCGCCCUUCUCACAGGCGAAUGGUGAUUGCGCAGCAGCCACUGGAAACACUGGACAGAUUCCCGCAGAGCGAAAAUUUUGAGUGACGCAGCUGACUCAUCGCGUGCCGUCAUUCCGUGCUAUGAGCCAACCAUGUUCCGUGCUAUGAGCCAACCAUGCCAAAAACGAGACAUUAGCACGUGUGACCUGGUCGCUGCGAAGAAUGCCAUAAAGAAUGGCUUCUUGAAUCCUUUCACUGGCGGCUACAGCUGUCCUGUUGUGGCCUGCAGCAACUCUGCGGAAGAAUUGCUGACCGGACGCUCGGCAAAAACGCGCGAAGAUUGUAGUCGCAAGCGAUUUGCCACCGACCGUAGUGGAACCGCGCAAGGACUGACAAUGUGUAUCGAUAAUCGUCACGACCAACACCGGGUCGGUUCUAGCCUCGAAAGUGUUGCGAACAACACCGAGAUGCCGCCCAAACAGAACCACCACCGGCGUCGGCGGCGACGCGCGAGGCCUGUGCGCGCGGCGUCGACAGCCGACGGCUCCGGUGCGGCCGUGCCGCCAAGCGCUGCUGGCAUUUGCAUUGCGAGGUCCCCCACCAAGAAAGACAUCGUAUUUCGCGUCGGAACGACGUCGACACGUCCAAGCAAAGUGGACCGAAAGAAAAAGCAGGUCAACGAGGCGCCGAAGGUGUCGCCUUCGCCGCCGUACGUCAACUCCGCCAUCGCGUUCAUUUUGGGAGGCAACGAAGACCUCAGCGACACUGACAGCGAUUGGGACGAAGUGGACGACGGUGCCAGAGGAACGAGCGACUUUUCCGUUGACGUCUUGGUGAUGCCGCUGCUGAACAGUUUACUUUCGGUGUCGGUGCUCUCCGACGCGUGUUCCAGUUUGCAGUGCCGAAACGGGGAUCAAGUGGACGGUCGCCUGCCCGUGUCUCCGCUGGUGCAGGACGCCAACGAAAAGUGGAACCGAAUGUAUUAUGGGGAAGACGUCGACAGGCCGCCACGCGCAGCAAAGGUCAACUUUCCUAUGGGUGAAAGGCUCAUCGAGGUGCACAAUGCGGAUGACUUGGAACGCAAGGGGCCUUGGGAGCAAAUUGCUUUGGACCGCCGUCGCUUCCAGUCCCGGAUUGCCUCUAUGGAAACUGUGCUGGCACCUGUGCUCUCUCUCGAGCAUCGACAGAAGGUCUACCACGAGAUCUACACAUCAGCCACAAAGUGAAACUGCUGCUUGCAACCUGCAUAUUCUUUGCAAGGAUGCAAAAAUUUGCUCGAGCGCUGCAAACUCAGCAGAGACUGUCAGCAGCAUUGACUGAGAGGAACUCAGUCCAUGCAAGCCGACUGAACUUUUUCUGAUGAAUGCAGGGUUUUCUGUUGUUUAAUUGUGCAGCUGUGGGAGCAGCUUGCAUUUAUAAUGCCUAGUCCUCCAGCUUGAGCACUCACUAUCUUGAAUGGUAAUUUGCUCUUGUUUGUUCCAAGUGACCUACAAUCUCUGCUGUGCAUUGAGUUAAUUGCACAUGAUGUAUAACAUUGACAGGGGGAUGGUCCGUUUUAGCACCAUAACUCGGUUGUAGUUUUCAUUUUAUGGUUUCUGUGAUGUUGGAUCAGCUCGCUGCUCUGGUGGGGAGGCACAGUACUGCCAAGAUCUUCCGUAGGCCCAGCAUCUUCUGCUAAAUGUUCAUUUGGCACGGUUAGGGCAGCUGUGUAGGUAUUGCAAGGCAGGUGGUGAGGUAGCCUGCGGGGUCUGCAACAAUGCAAAUUUGACUGUUUUAAAGUAUGUAUGACUACUCUCGCAGUAAUGAACCACUGGACGAACAAAGAGCAAAUAAGCUAGACUUUGCUGCACAUUAAAAUUAAGGCUAUCCAAAUAUUUUCAGGAAUUGACAGUAUCUUCAGCUUAUCAGCGGAUAAUUUACCUUCGCAUUGCAUUCCAUAGCAUGCUCAAGUCUACGAUGCUAGAUAAAAUGUUUUUUUCACUAAACUUGAGAAAAUAUAUUCCCAGGAACGCGCACACGUCUAAAGAACAGAACUCCCUGUAAAAGAAAAGAAAUGCCAAUUUAUGUUGUAGCGAGGUUUCAUUCACAUUUGACAAUGCACCGAAAUGUGCUGUGAUGUGCUCCAUGCUUAUGCUGUUGUCCCUUGUGCUGUUUUUCUUAUGUUUAAGAGAUAUUAAAAAUUAAAUUUUGUUUUGA
Molecule: messenger RNA, 2451 nt
Organism: Dermacentor andersoni
Lineage: Eukaryota; Metazoa; Arthropoda; Arachnida; Ixodida; Ixodidae
Biological process (GO): response to endoplasmic reticulum stress
Cellular component (GO): endoplasmic reticulum; protein phosphatase type 1 complex
Molecular function (GO): protein phosphatase regulator activity
Source: RefSeq, a predicted model, not a curated record